This is a messenger RNA of Brugia malayi, 282 nucleotides long. RefSeq lists its product as uncharacterized. The transcript is spliced from 3 exons. Bases 1 to 282 code for a protein of 93 amino acids. The record is from RefSeq and is a predicted model, not a curated record. NCBI's taxonomy places the organism in Eukaryota, Metazoa, Nematoda, Chromadorea, Rhabditida, Onchocercidae.
AUGUACCUGUACUGGUUACCAUUUAUCAUCGUAUUCUUAGGUAAUUAUGUCCACACCAGGAAUAUUUACCUGAGCAAUCAAUGCUCUCAUUUCUUGGGCAAAAUUUUUAUUUGCAAAAGAGCAACCAACAAUGAAGCUGUUAUUAAUCCACCCUUUGACAAAGAUAUCAAUCGAAGAGCACAAAAUAAUGACGAAAGACCAGCAUCAAUUUUACCAAAUCCAUGGAUUUCAUUAUUGACUCGAAAAUUUCGACUGAAAUGGACAAAUCAGAAAGAUUACUAA